Monodelphis domestica (gray short-tailed opossum) is the source of this 2765-nucleotide messenger RNA. The record is from RefSeq and is a predicted model, not a curated record. Lineage: Eukaryota; Metazoa; Chordata; Mammalia; Didelphimorphia; Didelphidae.
CUCUUACCCGAAAUUCCCCCCAAUUCCGGUCAGGCAGUAAGAAGCGCCCCUCUCUCCCCUCAGGAGCACAUGCUGGGACAUCCCCACUGUCUUCACAGAGACCUCUCCUUAACUGUAUAAUGUGACUGCAAGGUGAGGAGAGGACGUCAAGUAAGCAGAAGAUUGGGAGUAAAGAAAAACAAGAUGAAUGUUCCUGCAAGUAGUUGUGGAAGUCCCAGUUCUGCAGAAACAGUCAGUGACUUUAAAGAUCUCUGGGCAAAACUGAAGGAAUGUCAUGACAAAGAAGUAAAAGCCUUACAGAUCAAAGUAACCAAGCUGAAAAAGGAACGGAUUUUAGAUGCACAAAGAUUGGAAGCGUUUUUUACUAAAAAUCAACAACUGAGAGAGCAACAGAAAGCUCUUCAUGACACCAUUAAAGUUUUGGAAGAUCGGUUAAGAGCAGGGUUGUGUGACCGUUGUGCAGUGGCUGAAGAACACAUGAGGAAAAAACAACAAGAAUUUGAAAAUAUUUGGCAACAAAAUCUUAAACUUAUCACUGAACUUAUGAAUGAUAAGAAUGCCUUACAAGAAGAAAACAAAAAACUUUCAGAGCAACUACAUCAGAAAAUUGAAAAGAAACGGCAUCAAGUAGCAGAGCCUGAGGAGGAAAUUAUUCCUGAUUCACCUAUAUUGACUUUCUCAUUUCCUGGUCUUAACCGACUAUGAAGAAAGAAGGAGAACCCACACGUCUGAUAUAUAGAGCAAGCAAGUUUGGAGCACCCUCUGUGUACAAACGAAUUUGCAAAAGGUCUAAAGUGUUCAACUCAACUGCAGCAAAACCACUAUGAAAAUGAAAUUCUUGUAGCAGACACUUGUGAUCAAACAUUAUCAACAAUGACCAAUACCCAAGAAACCAACAAUUAUCCCAUUGAAAAGUCAUCUUUUAAUUUAGCUGCUGUGGUUGCUGAAACACUCGGACUUGGUGUUCAAGAAGAAUCUGACUCUCAAAAUGCUUUGAAUUCUCUCAAUGAAGACCUGCAUCAGCAGCAGGAAGCAGAACCAAAGAAACAAACCUUUCAAGAACCCACAAAAAAUAUCGAAGAUGGUUUAAGAUUUUCAGAUUCUUCUCCAAGGACUCCACCAGAAGUUGACUGGGUUGUUUGGGCAUCUUCUCCUGUUUUUGGAGCUGCUUCUACUCUGAAAAAUGGCUUAAGCACAAGCUUGUCCCCUUCUCUUUUAGAGGCUGGAAAAAAGUCGCAUCUCAAAACAAACCAUUUCAGCAAUAAUUGUACUUCUAGGCCACAAAAACCUAGAUCAAAAUCUGAAGACACCAGCCUUGUUACGUGCCUUAAUCUUGGUUCUCAAGCAAGCACUGUUAUUGAUCAUUCUUCCAUUAAACAAGUAUUUGUGAGAAAGAAUAUAGAUGAAUCAAUAAGUACAAAAGUUGGAACUGAUACAAAAGAUGAAGCUAUUGAAAAAAGUGAUUGUUUUAUGCCAUUGAAACCAUUGGGAGGCAGAGGAACCAAAAGAAAGAAGACUGAAGAAGAAACUGAACAUUGCCUCCAAACCUCUUUUGAUAAAGAAAAUGCUUUUCCUUUCCGAGGGGAUAGUUAUCCUUCUGUCAAUGGAGACUCUGUCAUGGAUAAGCCCCUGGAUCUAUCUGAUAGGUUUUCAGCUAUCCACCGUCAAGAAAAAAGCCAAGGAAAUGAGGUUACUGGUGGUUAUGAGCCAAUAAAAAUGAAAGGCAGGAUGGGACAUGGAGAUUGUGAACUUACCUCAGUUCUUCAAUUAAAUCCUUGUAGAGUAACUAAAGCACAAACUUUGCAAGAUAAUCAAGAUAAAUCAUCCUUAGAAAAUAUCCAGUGGAGUAUAGAUCCAGCAGCAGAUCUUUCGCAAUAUAAAAUGGAUAUUACUGUAAUUGAUACAAAGGAUGGUAGUCAAUCAAGAUUAGGAGGUAAGACUAUGGACAUGGAUUGUACGUUGAUUAGUGAAACUGUGCUUUUAAAAAUUAAGAAGCAAGAGCAGAAGGAAGAGAAAAGUCCAAAACAAGAAAGAAAAAUGAAUGAUAGCUUGGCUGAAUUGUUUGAUCAGACAACACAUGAAGAAUAUGAAUCCUAUUUGGCAAAUUCUUCUCCACUAUGUGAGCAAGAAGAAAAUCUCCAUGUAGAAGAUGAUGAAUUAUCAGUUGCUACAAAGAAACUAAACAGUCAUGAAGAUAUACCUGAUAAAGUCAAACAAAAAGCAUUUGUGGAGCCUUACUUUAAAGAUGAUGAAAGAAAGACCACAUUACAAAAUUUCCCUCACAUUGAGGUAGUACGGAAAAAAGAAGAGAGGAGAAAAUUACUUGGACACACAUGUAAAGAAUGUGAAAUUUAUUAUGCAGAUAUUCCAGAAGAAGAAAGAGAAAAGAAGCUAGCCUCCUGUUCAAGACACCGAUUCCGCUAUAUUCCUCCUAACACACCUGAAAAUUUCUGGGAAGUUGGGUUUCCUUCAACUCAGACUUGUGUGGACAGAGGGUACAUUAAGGAAGACCUUGAUCCUUGUCCACGUCCCAAAAGGUGGCAACCUUACAAUGCAAUGUUUUCUCCAAAAGGCAAAGAACAGAAGACAUAGAUUUUGAGGAAGUUUCAAAAGAUUCCAGAACAAAAUUCCUCAUUUAUUUAUACUUAAUGUUGGAAUAAAAAAACUGAUUUCUUCCUCUUUCAAAUCAGCUACAACCUGAUUUAUAUCUCAUUUAAAUACAAUAUAUUUCAGGAAAUAUUAUUUAAAAUAAUUGAGUACAUUUA